This is a messenger RNA of Iphiclides podalirius (scarce swallowtail), 5553 nucleotides long. The record is from the annotation of a GenBank genome assembly. NCBI's taxonomy places the organism in Eukaryota, Metazoa, Arthropoda, Insecta, Lepidoptera, Papilionidae.
AUGAGUGGUCCCGAUGGGGUGCUGGGCAGUGCGCGGGAUGAUGGACGCCAGUCACCGGCCAGCACCGACCAACUAACGAAAUGCGCAGGAAAAGAGCCGGACUGCGUGGCGAUAGGUAGCAGGCUGCGCGGCCCGAUGGGCACCAGGCCGCCGGCGGAGUUCUGGCCCCAGCUCUGGGCGACGGUGGUGCGGAGCCUACUCCUCAAGAAGCGGGACACCAGGAAGACCCUAGCUGAGGUACUGGUUCCCCUCUACUGCCUGGGCGUGCUGAUCUUCCUAAAGAUGCUGGUGCCCAACCCCAACUUCCCGGAAGUGAGGAAACCGGGCCGCCUCCUGCGUAUUCACCACGACGCGUUCCCGGAGAACCAUUCUGUGGCGGUGGUCGCCGAUUGGGCGACGGCAAACGGAACGAUGGGCUUCCUGGACGAGAUCAACAACCAACUGAUGGAUUCCGGCCAGCACGCCAUCAACUGGAUCCGGUACAACAACACAACUGAGCUCAACGACGCCUAUCACCUCAACGCACGCCACUUCCCCAUCGCCGUCAUCUUCCACACUGAUCCCAGUGCCUUCGGGGAACCGCUCAGGUACACGAUCCGAACGAAUCCAUCCCACGCUGGCACCCCAUCCACUCGCACGCUGACCACGUCGCCGGUGAAGUGCCGAGAGCGCACCGCCGUCAAGGACUGGUCCUCGGACUGGUCCCGUGGCGGGCAGCUGAUACCCCUCUCCGAGAUGCACAGGGAGGACACCUGUCCAGUUCUACAGUACUACUACUCCGGAUUCCUGGCGCUUCAGACCCUUAUCGACUUCGUCAAGAUUAAGCUGGACACUGGUUCACCCCUUCCGCCGCCGAGAGUAGACCUCCGCCAGUUCCCCAAACGACAACACACCGGCGACUGGCUGGUCAUCUUCAGGGUGAUCAUGCCGAUGUACAUGGUGAUGACUCUGUCGCAAUUCAUCACCUACCUGCUUAUGUUCGUGGUCGGCGAGAAAGAGAAGAAGAUCAGGGAGGGCAUGAGGAUAAUGGGCUUGAAAGACUCCGUUUAUUGGGGCUCCUGGUUCCUGAUAUACGCUGUUUUCGUAACUAUACUGUCAAUAGUCAGCACUGUUCUUCUAUUCACGUUAGGGGUUUUUCAGCAUUCGUCCUACGUUCUCAUAUUCCUUCUGAUGCUUCUCUUCGGAUUUACCAUCAUCACCUUCGCGUUUAUGUUGACGCCGUUCUUCGACAGUGCCAGGACCGCGGGCAUCCUUGGCAGCUUCGCGGUGAACCUGAUGAGCUGGCUGUACUUCAUCCAGGUGUUCGUCUCCAACGCGGACUCGCUCGCUUUCUGGUUCGUCUCCCUGAUCAGCUCCAGUUGCUACGCACUCGCCAUGGACAAGGCACUGGUGCUGGACAUGGCGGGCGUGGGCGUGACCUGGGACAACCUGUGGAGUGGUCCAGGGGUGCCCUUCGGCGGCAGCCUCAUCAUGAUGGCGGUAGACACGGUCAUCUACGGUCUGGUGGCUUACUGGCUGGACGCCGUCAUACCCAGUGAAUACGGCAUCAAGCAGAAGCCUUGGUUCUGCCUCAUGCCGUCCUACUGGUUGGGCAGCCGGAGGGGCAGGGUCUCUGCGGUGCACUUCCAUUCCAACGGCGAGGCUGCCCACAACAAGGAUAUCGAGCCGGUUCCCAGAGAGCUGUUAGACAAGGAAGCGAUCAGGAUAGUGGGCCUGCAGAAGAGCUUCCGCCACUGCCGGAAACCGGAGAUCAAGGCGAUCGACGGCAUCGACCUCAGCAUCUACGAGGGUCAGAUCACGGCCGUGCUCGGCCACAACGGCGCUGGGAAGUCCACGCUGUUCAACAUACUCACGGGACUCACGGCGCCCACCGCUGGCACCGCUUACGUGUAUGGAUUGGAUGUAAGGGACCCCAACGACAUGCACGAAAUUCGCCAGAUGAUCGGAGUGUGUCCCCAACAAGACGUGCUGUUCGAUUUGCUGUCUGUCAAGGAGCAUCUACAGUUCUUUGCCGCAGUAAAGGGUAUCCCUCGCAAACGUCUACCGGAAGAAGUACACAAAGCGAUGUCGGAGGUUGGCCUUUUGGAGCAGGCGGAGGUCUUCUCGAAACAUCUGUCUGGAGGUCAAAAGAGGAAACUAAGCAUAGCGAUCGCGUUCAUCGGUGAUCCAAAGAUAAUUAUCCUGGAUGAGCCAACCGCUGGGGUGGAUCCGGUAUCCCGGCGGCAGACGUGGAGAAUCCUCCAGCGCGCGAGGAGGGGCCGAGUUCUGCUUCUAACCACGCAUUUCAUGGACGAAGCUGAUAUUCUUGGCGACAGGAAAGCCGUCAUCAGUAAAGGAAGGGUUCGCUGUGCGGGAACCUCGCUGUUUCUUAAAAACAAAUUCGGAAUCGGCUACCAUUUGACCUUGGUUUUGGACGGCGCAUGCCGCGAGCACCAGAUCACGCGGCUGGUGCGCGGGCACGUGCCGCGCGCGGAGAAGGCGCGCCGGCACGGCCGCGAGCUCUCGUACAUCCUGCCCCACUACGCGGUGCACCUGUUCCCGCCGCUCUUCCACGCCAUAGAGUACGAGAUCAAGGAGAGGGCCAACCGGCUGGGCAUUACUAGCUACGGCGUUUCCAUGACGACCCUGGAAGAAGUCUUCCUCAGUCUGGAAGGGGAGAACGCGGAGGAAAUAGAUGCCGUGGAGGGAGUAUCAUCUGUGAAAUUGGUGCGAGCGAGAGCUCUGUCAAGGAGUCUGUCCCUACAAAGCAAGACGCUAAGCUAUCAGGAGUUAAACGAUAAAGAGCAGCAAAAGACGACAUCGCUGCCUACACCACCGGCGUCCCACGCACUGCACUCCACGACACACGGCGUCGAACACGUGAAAGUGACACCAGAGGUGCCGGUGUCCGUGGACGCUCUAGGCGAGAUGGUGAAAACGAGCCCUUCGUGCUGGCGUACCUUCUGCGCCCUCGUCUACAUCCGCAUGGUCCGCAUGAUCCGCGACCCAUACAAACUCUACGUCAUGAUCUUCAUGCCUAUAAUUUCCUGCGCGCUGGGCCUGUACAUCAAAUCGCGUCAGAUAGUGUUUUUCCGAAUGCAACCGCUGAAAUUGGACCCCAACGCGUAUUUCAAUAGGACUCCAAUCGCGCUGCAUAGCGAACAGGAUAACAUAAAAGAGCUCGCCGACUUCAGGGACUCCCUAGACAUUUUGGGCGCCAACCCUAUCGUGGACUUCGAUGGGAACUUCUCGAGCCUUCUGGACAUGGAGAAUUUCGGCGCAUUUAGCUUGAGGGACAGCGUGAUACCGUACGGAAAGAUAGUGGCCUAUUACAAUAGCACGUACACCCACAGCCUGCCCAUCAUAAUCAAUUUAUUGGACAACAGUAUUUAUAGGGUUUUGAUGUCGGCCUCGAACCAGCUGGCCAGUUUCAACCCCAUAGAGGUCCUGGCGCACCCGUUCCAGCAGACGGAACAACAGGAGGAGUUCAAUCUAGGCAAUAUGGUCUGCGCAAUCUUCAUGGGGAUGAUCUUCGCUCUGGUGCCGGUGACCUUGGCCGUGGACAUUGUAUACGACAGAGAGAUAAAGGCCAAGAACCAGCUGCGAGUAAAUGGACUCUCGAUGAGCAUGUACUUCUUAACUUACUUCACCAUCCUGAUACUUAUAAUGGUCGUGACCACCGCUGGCGUGCUGGUGCUGGUUAUCCUCAACGACAUUCCGAGUCUCACCAACGGCUCCGCGAUCACGAUGCUGUCCGGUCUCCUCUUGCUGUACAGCCCGUCCGCCAUUUUGUUCAACACGUGCCUCUCCUACGUGUUCGACAAAAUGGACUCCGCUCAGAGCAUCAUGCCCAACAUCACCACUUGGGUCGGCGUGAUACCGUUCGUCCUUGUUGCCGUGCUGGACACUUUCAAAUGGGGCAGCGACAUAGCGUUCUACCUUCACCUGGUGUUCAGUUUCCUGGAUGUGAUGUACAUACCUUACGCCAUCAUAUAUUACGUGGACAGAGUGUACCUGACGUGCAACUUGCGCGGGCUGUGCACCACGCCGGAGCUGUGGAGCUACUUCACGGCGGAAGUGUGGGUGCUGAUAGUGGCCAUGAUGGUGCACGUGCCGCUGUGCGGUGCCGCGCUCCUGGCGGCGGACAGGCUCAAGUCCGGCGGCCGGAUUUGUCCGAAGAGUCCUACGACUCAGAGCGCGCUGGACGCGGAGUCGGAGGUCGGCGGUGAGUUUGGCGAGGACGAGGACGUGAGGAGGGAGAGGCGCCGGGUCGCCAGCAUCCUGCACCAGCCUACACAGCACGCGCCGGUGCUGGUCGUUCACAACCUCCGCAAAGAGUACAAGCUGCGGGGCGCCAGCACGUCCAAAGGCGCGGGCUGCUGCGACGGGGAGGAGCCUCUACGGAAGGCUGCCCUCGCCCGACUAAGCCUCGCUGUGCACGGCGGUGAAGUGUUCGGUCUGCUAGGCCACAAUGGAGCGGGGAAGACCACGACCAUGAAGAUCAUCACCGCAGAAGAACGGCUUACCUGCGGGACGGUGAUGCUGGGCGGGAAGAACAUCGACGACGCGCAGACGUCCGCGUUCCAGAUGCUGGGCUACUGCCCGCAGCACGACGCCCUCUGGAAGAACGUCACCAUCCGGGAGCAUAUCGAGUGCUACGCCGCCAUACGCGGGGUCAGCAAGAGCGACACUCCCAGGAUAGUGGACGCGUAUUUGAACGGGCUGCAGAUAAUGGAGCACGCGGGCAAAAACGCCGAAGACUGCUCGGGUGGGACGCGGCGGAAGCUGUCGUUCGCCCUGGCCAUGGUCGGCGACCCUCGGGUGGUGCUGCUCGACGAGCCCUCUACCGGCAUGGACCCGAGAAGCAAGCGCUUCCUGUGGGACACCAUAUUGGCCAGCUUCCAGGGUAAAAAGGGUGCCAUACUGACGACACAUUCCAUGGAAGAGGCUGACGCGUUAUGUUCUAGGGUGGGGAUAAUGGUGAAGGGAAGCUUACGAUGUAUAGGUUCCACGCAGCAUCUGAAGAACUUGUAUGGCGCCGGCUAUACACUAGAAAUGAAGAUUGGACAGAAUAAUCAGAAGGCCUCGAUGUUGGAUUCAGAUAUGUCGAUGAGCUCGUCGCCGCUCAGGUCGAACGAGAACUCGCCGUCAUUGGGAGAGGCAGAUGAAGGGGGAUCGGGUGGUGGCUCGGUAUCGGCUGAACCGGAAGCGGAGGGCGAGGCGGAGGCGGUCGACGUCAGCAUACACACGCCGCUGGUCGCGGGCACACCGCCCCCGCCGCGACAGGCGCACCACAGAACGGAGUCCAGUGGCGGUGGCGUAAGUGCCGAAGCGGCCAUAGCGCUGGUGGGUCAGAUCUUCCCCUCCGCCGUUCUAGAAGAGAACUUCGCCGAGAGAUUGGUGUUCUCCGUUCCGCAGUCCUCCGUCUCCAGCUUGGCGAGGUGCUUCCAGCAGAUAGAAGAUGCAAAGGAGAAACUGAACAUAGUCGAGUACAGUUUUAGCCAGACAACGCUGGAGCAGGUGUUCCUGAAAUUCGCACAAACCGAGAACGUCGAAUCUUCAGACCAAGAGCAU